GUAAUAGAAGUAUGAAUAAAUAUCAAUAAAUAGGGUGGCAGCAUCCUUGAUAAGUUAGAGACAGUUAUCAGGGAGGCUUUGUGGAUAAACUAUGAGGUAGUGGCCACAUAAAUCAGCAGGUGACAGACUACACAACACAGAAAACACACAUGUAAAUAUGUAGGUGCACUCAUGCAGCCUUAUCCAGACACUGGCUUUAUUUCUUUCUGUGCUCUUAAGUGUGUGUGUGUGUGUGUGUGUGUGUGUGUGUGUGUGUGUGUGAGGCAAAUGGAGCAGCUACUAAUAUAUUCAUGGAACAGGGAGGCAGGGAAUCAAUACAAGUCAGUCCGCUGCAUUUUACAAGUUUGAGGGCAGUGAGGAGGCAUCAACGGGUGAGAAUGGCUGCUGCUCCCCCGAGGUUUGCGAUCACAUUCGGUCAGGUGCUGCCACCCUAUGGUGAAACGGCGUCGAUGUGAAGGCGCAGGAGAAUGACUUGUGGUUCAGCGGUUUAUGUGUUCGUGUUUUGGUUUCUCACGUCUCCCUGAGCACAGCUGCUGACCUCUGCCUGCUGAUCCACCAUGUCUGUCCGGCUGCACGCGCUACUGACCCUCUGCCUGGCCUUCACACAGGGUGGUUGUAUGUAUCCCAACCACCACUGGGGGGAAUGGAACGACUCUCAGCUUCUGCCAACAAUUCAGAAGCUGAUGAAAGGAUACAACCGCUACCUCAGACCUAAUUUCAAUGAGGGCCCCGUGGAAAUUGGAAUGAGUCUUGAUAUCGCCAGCAUUGAUGCCAUCUCCGAAAUCAAUAUGGACUACACUGCAACUAUCUUCCUCCGUCAGCGGUGGCGUGAUUCCCGCCUGGUGUUCCCAGGAAAUGAGAGCGUGAGCGUGGACGGACGCCUUGUGUCACUGCUCUGGAUCCCUGACACCUUCAUCCCCGACUCCAAGCGCUCCUUCCUGCAUGACGUCACGGUGGAAAACCGCCUCAUCCGCAUCUUCAGCAAUGGAACUGUUCUCUACGCCCUGCGCAUCACAGCUACGAUUGCCUGCAACAUGGACCUGACCAAGUACCCCAUGGACAGACAGGUGUGCACCCUGCAGCUGGAGAGCUGGGGCUACAACCUGCAGGAUGUGGUGUUCUACUGGACCAGAGGGAAUGACUCAGUGAAGGGUCUUGACACACUGCGGCUGGCUCAGUACAGUGUAGAGAGCUACUAUACGUCAGUGUCAGAGGCUGUGUAUGAGACAGGACAAUACCCCAAGCUGGUGUUGCAUUUUGCACUGCGUAGAAACGUGUUGUUCUUUAUCUUGGAGACAUAUGUUCCCUCUGUUCUGCUGGUGGUUCUCUCCUGGGUCUCUUUCUGGAUCAGCCAGUCCUCUGUCCCAGCUAGGACCUGUAUUGGCGUCACAACAGUCCUGACAAUGACCACACUGAUGAUGGGCGCCCGCACUUCCCUGCCCAACGCCAACUGCUUCAUCAAGGCCAUAGACGUUUACCUGGGAAUCUGCUUCACCUUCAUCUUUGGUGCACUGCUGGAGUACGCUUGUGCCCACUUCUACACCAUGCAGCACCAGACCAUAGAGGAUUUUCACAGGGAUCUCCUGAGGGAGUUCAAUGAAUCCAAUGGAAACGGCUCCAUCCCCAUCGUCAGCUCCACCCAACCAAACCAGUCUGUGGAGAUCGCCUCCACUGCAGAGGAGCCCACAGAGCAGUCAGAGAACAGUGACACAAGGAACAAUGCCGGAUCAAAAGAGAAGACGCCGGGACAGGGCUGUGGCCUGUCUUCAGUGAAGGAUGCGUCGCGCAGGGCAGCAUCUGUCUUCCAUGUGGAAAAUCCACACAACAUUGAUCGCCACGCUCGCACUGUUUUCCCCACGGCGUUCCUCUUUGUCAAUAUCCUCUACUGGCUUUACUACCUCUUUCUCUGAGCACCGGUUCCAAGCUGCUGCACUGUUAAUUUCACUGUCCUGAAGCUGCUCUACCUCCUCAUUUGAGACCCAAUACCAGUUGCCACUGCCUGGAUCAAUACUAAUCAUACAACCAUUUUGUAUCACAUAUAGAAAACCUUUUUGUCCCACAGACAGGUGACAAAGUGAUGAAAAGCAGUUGAAUCAGAAUUUCUUCUUUGCAUCACUCUGUAUUGAAAGCAAUUAUUGAUCACGUAUGAACAGAUGGCUACCAACAUAUUAACAUGUAAAAGUGACUAUACAAAGCCUGUAUCUGUCUAUUUACUGACAAUUCCACAGAAAAAAAUGAGGAUGAGUUAACUAUCUGUAAACAAUAGGCUGCCUGAACUGCAUCACACUAUACUGUGCUGCAUUGAAUUGCCUUCAUUUAGUGACUGAUGUAGAUGUAGAUGUUUUUCUUGUUUUGGCUUUCAUACUUUGUUUGUAUGAGACCACUGUACUGUACAUUUACUUCACAGCAUAGCAUGUGAAAUUAAAAGAAUAAAUCAGUGA
Messenger RNA from Siniperca chuatsi (mandarin fish), 2441 nucleotides. Its product is annotated as gamma-aminobutyric acid type A receptor subunit pi. The transcript has 9 exons. Lineage: Eukaryota; Metazoa; Chordata; Actinopteri; Centrarchiformes; Sinipercidae. Gene Ontology annotation, biological process: monoatomic ion transmembrane transport; regulation of membrane potential; signal transduction. Gene Ontology annotation, molecular function: GABA-A receptor activity; extracellular ligand-gated monoatomic ion channel activity; neurotransmitter receptor activity. The record is from RefSeq and is a predicted model, not a curated record. Gene Ontology annotation, cellular component: GABA-A receptor complex; membrane; synapse. The coding region runs from base 558 to 1910 and encodes 450 amino acids.